AUGAACUUGCCCUCUCAGGAUUACAGGCGUCAGGGUCUUAAAACCCUUCAGUCAGACCAUCAGGAGCAAAAGCCAUUGAAACGAACCAUUGAGCCAAUCGCUUCACGCCUUGAUGAUGAUAUCUAUUCGGCAAAAUCUCUAUGUUUUCGUCAUCUUAAGAAUCUUUAUACCAUUUUUGCAAAGACGUGUUGUCCAGCAGUUGUGCUAUUUUUUCUAGUGCCUGCUGUAUUUCCUCCAUUUUUUGUUUCAAAAUUUUAUGUGGACACCAUGGGUUUACUUGCUCCUUCCUCUGAAAUAUAUGGACUUCAGCUUGCUAGUAGCGAGGUUAUGCAUCCUCCAAUUGUCACAUACCCCAGUGAGAUGGACGGCAUCCCCAGGAAUCGCUUGCCAGUUUUUGGUCUUGCUUCGUACAAAUAUAAAGAUUCAUUGUGGACUUCGAAUGCCGGAUGUCAAUGCCAAUCGGCAAACUCCCUCUUGCAGGCUGUUGAUGAUUGGCUGACGUUACGAUACGUCAACCACCCAGAUUUCCUUUUCUUCUGCCGUUGA
Molecule: messenger RNA, 546 nt
Organism: Fraxinus pennsylvanica
Lineage: Eukaryota; Viridiplantae; Streptophyta; Magnoliopsida; Lamiales; Oleaceae
Source: the annotation of a GenBank genome assembly